Molecule: messenger RNA, 339 nt
Organism: Moesziomyces antarcticus
Lineage: Eukaryota; Fungi; Basidiomycota; Ustilaginomycetes; Ustilaginales; Ustilaginaceae
Exons: 3
Coding region: 1-339 (112 amino acids)
Source: RefSeq, a predicted model, not a curated record
AUGGGCGCACUUGCUGGCCUGAGCAUGGUCUCGGCUCUUUUGCUGCUCGUCCUGGUCGGCAUGGUCAGCACCGCAGCUGUUCCUCCCAGGUCUGGCUCGGACGCGGUGUCGCCGCCUGCCAAGAGACACAUCAUCGCGGACCCCUUUGAAGAACCGUUGUCGCCAGGACAACCGCCUGGUUCCGAUGAUCCCCCGCGCGGAUGGCGUCCUCCUAUUCUCGAUACCAAGGGACCAAUCUCUAACCCCGAGGGACCAAGUGACGCUGGUCCAGGUCACAAGAAUCCUCCGCCUGCGGAUGUGUCGCAAGACUUCCGCCUUUUCAUCUCGGCCCAAUUCUGA